AUGGAGCAUGAACCGAUGGACAUCAGUGAUCCGGAAGCCAACGAACUUGACGAACUCGACGAACUAGUUGACGUUGGCCCUCGUUUCGACCCUGAAAGUAUACUCAAGGCAGGCAAAGCUAUGGCUCAGCAGCUCGAGGUCAUGACGGAGAGGUGGAAUCUGUCGCCUGAACGUGCAACCAUUUGGAAGGCGGCUCUGCACAGCAUUUCUGAAUUUACCCUCCCAACGACGUCUAUCGCAGUGUAUGGGCGUACCGGAGAUGGAAAAAGCACGCUUCUCAACGCACUAGUUGGCUUGGACAUCUUCCCGUCGUCAGCCACCGGUAAAGCCGCUACCGGUGCACCGAUCGUUAUAUCGUACCACGACUCGCCUAUGAUCUACUGUGACAUUCAGUUUCUUGCCGAAAGCGCAUGGAAGGAUCAACUCUCGCAGUACCGUACCGAUAUCCUAGAUGGCGUCCCCAUCAAUGACGACGUCAGGAAACUGACUUGGAACAAGAUCAAGGAAAUAUAUCCUGGACUGUCCGAUAAGGAUAUCCUCAAGAUGACCCCCGACGAAAACAUCUCGUACGAUCCUUCUGUUGGUCUUGACAAGGUCGUGUUUGUCUGCACAAAAGCGGACAUGUGUAGCAACGAUACCGAUUUGCCUGAUCACUCCAAGGAAUCGCAAUUAUGGCUUGAGCUGUCCACCGAUCGGGAGAGAAUGGUCUCUCAGCGUGCCCAGAAGCAGGCGGAACUGAAUCGUCUCAGCAAUGUGGGCAAGGAACGCAAAAAAUCGGAGGGACUCUCAGAGGCCUUCGAGCAGCUUCAAUCAACUGUCAAGGAAUUGCAGCGCAUCGAGUCAUUGUUGGCAGACAAUGACAAGCAGAUGAGACGGUUUUGCACUGCAGAACGGUCUAAGGACAUAGUAAUGUCACUGAACGAAAGGAUCGCCGAAAUUCUUGACAGGAAUGAGGCUAGCAUUUGCAUGCCUCGUGUCUAUUGUUGUGCAGCACGUCACUCUAUCUUGUCUUCCGGGACUCAUGCACCCAACGUAUACAAGGAGAUGGAUGAAACGGGCAUUCCUGCCAUACGCCAGUGGUGCCAAAACCUGGGCUUAGCGGCAUGUAUCAAGGCCGUCAUUGAGUUUAUUGAGCAACUUGAUAUUCUUGUGGUUGAUGUCCAGCGGUAUCUCGAUAAUUCGCUUGUAGGGGAUGCCUCAUAUCGCGCAGCCCUCCAAGAGGAAUGGCAAAGCACGUCACAUGUGGAAAUCAUGAACCAUAUGAAAGCACUUGCAGAGGCCGAGGUGGAAACUCUCAAGAAACGUUUCAGGCGUUAUCUAAACGAAUCCUGUACCAUAGGCAUCGAGAAAGCAAGUGACGCUGCGCUCCGCACUGCUGAGGAUUUGUGCGACUCAGGAUUACACCACAACACCGUAAGAGCAACUUUCCGUCAUAACGGUGUCUUCCGGGAGAACUGGAACUACAAGCUGCUUAUCCCGUUCCAAGAUGCGAUCAUGCCUCAAUGGAACUCUCUUUUCGCCCGACGAAUGUUCGAUGCACUCGAGGCCAACGUCGCGAAAGGCAUCAAGAAGAUUAUCAAGCAAAUGGCGCCUAAGACGAGCCUCACCGCCGGACCUCUGAAGCGCCAGUUCUCAAAGCAAAGAAAGAAGUGCGAGAAGAACGUUCGCAAGUCUAUGAACAUAGCAUUGCGCCAGUGGGAAAGCGCCUUCCAGAAGGAUCGCAAGGAUCUCCAUAGUUCAAUGCACGAAUGGAUUCAAACACGCCUGGAAGAUGUGUAUCAGGAGGCGGCAAGUAAGAAGGGGCCUGGUAGCUCGAAAAUCUCGAAGAUUCUAUUUCGUGAUUUCAUAGGAGAAAGCAAGCGUGACAUUUUCAUCGAUCUUGGCAAACACGUCUUCAAUAGCCUCGAUCGUACUGCAGACAAGGUACAAGCAAUCAUGACAAGGCGUCUGUGCGCCGUUGCAGAUCAGUGCACGUUGGAUAUGGCAUUACUGUGGGAUAGACCGACGGAAAAUAUCGACUACACCCAGGACAGGGUGGAUUUGGCCGCGAUGCGAGAGGAACUGAAAAAAUACCAUUCAUUGGCAGAAGAGAGGAGAUAUGAUAUGCUGAUGAACGGGGUGGAAAUGGAAGGGGAAGGAGUAAUAGCGAAAACGGAGCAGGGAGUGGCGGUGAAAAUGGAGAAGGGAUUGAUGUCGAAAACGGAGGAAGUGAUAAUUGGAACGCCGGAGGAACGAGGAUUCAUGAAGCAGGAGCAUCCGUGA
This is a messenger RNA of Punctularia strigosozonata HHB-11173 SS5, 2262 nucleotides long. RefSeq lists its product as uncharacterized. The coding region runs from base 1 to 2262 and encodes 753 amino acids. The record is from RefSeq and is a predicted model, not a curated record. NCBI's taxonomy places the organism in Eukaryota, Fungi, Basidiomycota, Agaricomycetes, Corticiales, Punctulariaceae. The transcript has 17 exons.